AGCAAGGUUAAAGAUCCAGGUGCAGACUAAGACUUUGAGCCCCACGUUAACAGGCUAUUUGUCAGAUAUCUCAUAGACGGCUGAAGACGACAUGGGCUCAGACGCUGCCAUGUCUCCCAAGAUCACGGUGGAGCUGCUGCGGCAGCUACGGCAAGCCAUGAGGAACACCAAGUACAUCGCUGAGCCCAUCCAGGCCUACAUUGUCCCCUCUGGAGACGCACACCAGAGUGAAUACAUCGCACCAUGUGACUGCAGACGUGAAUUCAUCUGUGGCUUCAAUGGCUCCGCAGGCACGGCCAUAGUGACAGAGAAGCAUGCGGCCAUGUGGACAGACGGACGGUACUUCCUCCAGGCCAGCCAGCAGAUGGACAACAACUGGACCCUAAUGAAGAUGGGUCUGAAGGAGACACUUAGCCAGGAGGACUGGCUGAUCAGUGUGCUGCCUGAGAACUCGACAGUAGGAGUGGACCCCUGGAUCAUUGCUGCUGACCAGUGGAAGAACAUGUCUAAGGCCCUGGCCAGUGCAGGCCACUCCCUGGUGGCUGUUCAGGACAACCUGAUAGAUGCCAUCUGGAUGGACCGUCCAACCAGACCCUCCUCUCAGCUCCUCACCCUGAGCCUGGGGUUCACGGGUCUGACCUGGCAGGACAAGAUGACCGCUCUGAGAUCCAAGAUGGCCGAGAGGAAGAUCUCUUGGUUCGUUGCCACGGCGUUGGAUGAGAUUGCAUGGCUGUUCAACCUCCGUGGCUCUGACAUCGAGUACAACCCUGUUUUCUUUGCGUACGCCAUCGUUGGAAUGAACACAAUCAGGCUCUUCGUGGACAUCAAGCGUCUGGCCGUGCCGACGGUGAGGGAGCACCUUCAGCUGGACACGCCCUCCAAGGUGGAGCUUAGCAUCCAGACUGCCCCCUAUGAGUCUGUGUUCACAGAGCUGCAGGCUGUGUGUGCCUCCCUGGGGCCCAAGGAGAAGGUGUGGAUCAGCGACAAAGCCAGCUGCGCCCUCACGCAGGUCAUCCCCAAGGCCCACCGGUCUCCUAUCCCCUACACUCCUCUCUGCCUCGCCAAAGCUGUCAAGAACGCCACCGAGAUUCAAGGGAUGAAAAUGGCCCAUAUCAAGGAUGCUGUCGCCCUUUGUGAGCUCUUCGCUUGGUUGGAAAAAGAGAUUCCAAAAGGCACAGUGACUGAGAUAUCCGCAGCAGAUAAGGCCGAGGAGUUACGCAGCCAACAGAAAGACUUUGUCGGACUCAGCUUCCCAUCCAUUUCCAGUGUUGGACCAAACGGAGCAAUCAUUCAUUACAGACCCCUCCCUGAAACCAACAGAACUCUCUCUCUAAACGAAAUCUACCUCCUCGACUCUGGAGCCCAGUAUAUUGAUGGAACAACAGACGUCACCCGCACCAUGCACUUUGGGUCCCCCUCUGCUUAUGAGAAGGAAACCUUCACCUAUGUUCUGAAGGGACAUAUAGCUGUCAGCGCUGCCAUUUUCCCCAACGGAACCAAAGGCCACCUGCUGGACUCGUUUGCCCGCCAGGCGCUGUGGGAGUCUGGGCUGGACUACCUUCAUGGUACGGGCCACGGGGUGGGAUGUUUCCUCAAUGUCCACGAGGGACCCUGUGGGAUCUCCUACAAGACCUUCGCCGACGAGCCCCUGGAGGCAGGCAUGAUUGUCAGCGAUGAACCUGGGUACUAUGAGGACGGUUUGUUUGGCAUUCGAAUUGAAAACGUUGUUCUGGUGGUGCCAGCAAAACCCAAGUACAACUACAGGAACAAGGGCAGUUUGACGUUUGAGCCUCUCACUCUGGUCCCCAUCCAAGCCAAGAUGGUAAACACAGAUCUUCUCACCCAGAAAGAGCGUGAUUGGGUGAACGAGUACCACAGGCAGUGCCGGGAGACGAUUGGAGCAGAGCUGGAGAGGCAGGGCCGCAAGGAGGCCAUGGAUUGGCUGAUCAGGGAAACCCAGCCAAUCGCCUGAAGGUUAUUCUGUGACUGACCCUUAUUUAAUUCAAUUGUAUUGCCCAGGAGUACAAUUGAUCGAUCAAUUGAUCGCUCAUCUCAGCAGUGAUGAUAACCUUUUCUUUUGAUAUAUAGAAGCUACUAUCUAUGGUUCUGGUCUCUGUGUAUUUCACGCUAUGCUUCUUUUCUAAAGCAUCAUCACCAUCCAUGUCUGAACUGUUUUAUGGCGAUUCAAUAAAUAUCCAAGUGUGGAAAAAAGGAUCGUUCACAACUUCCAAAUAACUUCAUCAAAGUUCAUCCACUUUAGACAAUGUUUUUCCCAAAAUACAAACUUGAAUAGGACAAAAAAAAUCAAACACCCCUCCCAUGAAGUGGAACAUGCCACCUUGCUCUAGAGCUGCAUGUAGAAGUUGGGCGGGUCCAGGAUGAUACCACUAUUGGGAUCAUUGGCGUAGUCCUGAAAGGUUAGCUCUUCUUGCUCCUUCGAUCCACCAGGGGUGAUAUUCUGGAUAUUGUCCUCUUCCUCCAGCCCUAUGGGUAGAGGGUUACUGUAGAUGUAGUAGAUUCUGGAGUUGUCCUUAGAUGCUUCCUGUUUUCUGAAGAAUGAGAGAGGGUUUCUGAAACUGGCGGAUCUCUUGACAGCUCUGAUGUCCACCGGGUUGACUGGUACGUCACGGAGCACAGCACUCUCAUACAUAUGGGCCCUCUUCCACAGCCUGGAGGCGGGAAAAGAUAUAAUGUUCGUUCAGGGAACUGUGGGACUUUCUAUGUGUUCUUUCUGGUCAUUUUAAACCAUUGCAUUAAAAUGUCCAUUAUUUUGUGUGCACACCAACAUGGUAAACCAACAUGGUAAAAACUGUUCCUGUAAAAGACCAUUAAGUUUCAUCAUAUGUCCAUGGAGUGUCACUGUUCUACUGUGUUAAAUGUGGAGUCGUACAGUGAGGAAAAGGCUACACCAGAGGAAGCCGGGCUCAUUGUAAUGUAAUGGCUGGAAUGGAAUAAAUGGAAAGGUAUUAAACACAUCAAACAUGGAAACGACAUGUUUGACUCCGUUCCAUUAAUUCCAUUCCAGCCUCUACAUUGAGCUGGCCUCCUAUAGCUCCUUCCACCAGCCUCCUCUGGGCUACACGUCUAGGUUUGUCACCAAAACAACCUUCAAAGGUUCAAUGUAAUUUAAGCAUCAUAUUCAAUUACCAAAUAUUUUGUUUGCUCCAAUGUAGGCUAAUGAGUGAGAGUCAUUACUAAGAUGACUUUAGCUGAGGAUGCCAACAUGACUCAGAGAGGUAAUUGUAAGCCAGAGAUAUAAACAUGACCCAGAGACAGAUGACCUGCGACCGUGACAGGAGAUGCUGUAGAGCCUCUUUACUUAGAUUUAUGAAGUAUAGGGAAUUAUGGGUACUGUAGUACAACAAGCCUUACCUCCUGUGACUGUGACAGGAGAUGCAAAGCGAGAGGUUUUACUCCACCCAAAAUCUGUCCACGAAAAUAAUUUAUUUACAAGAAUUUUUUUUUUUAUGGAGGUCAACGAGAGAGUGUUGAAUUUGUCAAUAAAAGAAUGUAAUUGCUAA
Molecule: messenger RNA, 3521 nt
Organism: Oncorhynchus nerka (sockeye salmon)
Lineage: Eukaryota; Metazoa; Chordata; Actinopteri; Salmoniformes; Salmonidae
Gene: xpnpep1
Product: X-prolyl aminopeptidase (aminopeptidase P) 1, soluble
Exons: 20
Coding region: 92-1972 (626 amino acids)
Molecular function (GO): metalloaminopeptidase activity
Source: RefSeq, a predicted model, not a curated record